GUGCCUUGCCGGGCCUCACUGACAGUCGGAACAGCGGUCUAUCUCGCACAUAUAUUACCCACGGAUCUUUUGAGCUUGGUUAAUAACCUCUCUUCUAACAUCCCCUUCGGUAAACGUCACCGUGCUCGGGUCGUCCGAUGAGCAAGGCCGAUCCAGACAUAAGCCUGCCUUCAACGACCCACCCCACGACCCCCGCUUCUACCACCACCAUCCGCAUGCAGCAUAGUUCAGCCUUGCCAGUGUUCUACUGGUUCGUCUUUGGGUGGUACGAGCCUCUUCUCGCAACCGGGGGUGCACUAGGAGCCCUGCUAUAUCCAGAGCAGGUGUACAUACAGCAGGCACCGUGGCCGCAAGACGAAUUACCUCAGGGCCCGUUGCCUAGGGCCGCAGUGGUGACACUGCUCCAGCUCGCACACACGGUCGGCCUGCUCGGCCUGCUCAACUUCUUCGUCCUCUGGGCUGCCCGGAAAUAUCUAUGGUCACAGCCAGCGAUACAAGAGAAGAUCGUCGGUGCCCUCCUGACCCCAUUGCUCUUGGGGGACUUUCUCCACAUCUUCCUAACCCUAUGGGCAAUUGGAGACGAUAGGUGGGAGGUGCAGAAGUGGCAGGGGACACUAUGGAUCACCAUUGUCUCAGGGUUCACACUGAUGAUUCCGAGACUGGCAUGGCAUUUAGGAGUGGGGAGGUAUAUGGACAACAGGGAUGGGCGGCCGGUGAAGAAGAUCUAAAUGUACCUCCUACAAGGACUCAGAAGCGGCAUCCUCCACGGACUGAGGCAGGGAUAUCAUCUAGAUCUAUAUAGAGAAGAUUAGUACUUGCUUCGACGAGGGCAUAAUGAAUAUUCCGUCAUAUUAGAUCAAGGAGGAAUCAC
Messenger RNA from Phanerochaete carnosa HHB-10118-sp, 871 nucleotides. RefSeq lists its product as uncharacterized. Bases 138 to 728 code for a protein of 196 amino acids. The record is from RefSeq and is a predicted model, not a curated record. The transcript is spliced from 2 exons. NCBI's taxonomy places the organism in Eukaryota, Fungi, Basidiomycota, Agaricomycetes, Polyporales, Phanerochaetaceae.